CAGACAGAAGUGGAAUCACCUUCAGGACAGGAGAACCCUCGAGAGGCUGAGUGAGUGGGGCCAUGGUGCUCUCGCCCCAGCUGUAAGAGGAUCCCACAGUGCAUUGGAACCGAAGCCUCAAGUCAUCCCUGAGCGGGUCCGGAACCGGCCUCCCAGGGCAGGAGCUGGAGCAGGGGGGAACUGGGAGCAGCUGCCUCGGAGUCUCCAGGAGCCGGGGCUCGUCCAGUCCAGGAGGAUCACUGGAAGCAGCCUUGAGAUGGUGGUCCUCGAUCCUCAGCUGCCAGUUCUGGUUUCUGAUCCAGAGAUGGAGGCCAAGGCGAGUGAAUCACCAUGUGCGGAACUGGCACCUGUUGCUUUGGCCCUGCCUUGGCAUGAGACGGGAUCACCUCCAGCUGGAGAGCCUUCCCAGGAGGCAGAGUUCCUGUCUGAGCAGGUGCUGGACCAAGAGGAACAGGCUGAGACGGACAUAGAGGAGGAACCAGAAUCAGAACCAGAGCCCAAAUCCAGCCGCAAAGCAAUGAAUGCAGCAAUUGGAGCAGGUGUCGGAAUAGGAGCUGCAGUCAUUGUAGCCCCAGUAGCAAUCUGGGCAGCAGGCUUUACUGGAGCAGGCAUUGCAGCUGGGUCCAUAGCUGCCAAGAUGAUGUCAGCAGCUGCCAUAGCCAAUGGAGGAGGGGUAGCCGCUGGGAGUCUUGUGGCAACACUGCAAUCAGCGGGUGCUGUAGGACUCUCGCUAGGUGCUAAAGUUGGGCUGAGCACUGCACUGGGAUCUGUAGGUGCAGCUGUUGGUUCCUGGUUCUCUAAGGAUAACUGAAAGCUAUGCAAGCCCUGCCGGCAUCAGAAGUAAACACUGACCAGUCCUGAAAACCCUUAAGCUGCAAAGCAGGACCAAAGCAUCAAGCUAUGUGAUAUGGUGUGGCAAUUACUUCCUUGUUGCCUGGAAAAAGCUACUGCAAACGUGUCGCUUGUUCUGCCUUCUCUUUAACAGGUGUUGAGCUGCUCUGAUUAUGGUGGUGGGGUGUGUGUGAAAACAAUAAACCUGGUUUUAAAUGGACAAACUUGUUAGUUUGAAAUUGAUGUGGGGAGAGUCAAAGCCCUAGGGAGCGUCAGAGGUUCUUAUAAGCAUCUCCCUUGGAGUGGCUUUGGAGUGAAUUCUGUGUCCAAUCCUACCUGGGUAGCGGGUUGUUGUAUCAGCUGAUCCUCCCUGUAGCUUUUCCCUCAAGCACAGGUAGGGUGACCAGACAGCAAGUGUGAAAAAUCGGGACAGGAGUGAGGGGGUAAUAGGAGCCUAUGUAAGAAAAAGCCCCAAAUAUUGGGACUGUCCCUAUAAAAUCAGAACAUCUGGUCACCCUAAGCACACACAUGCCUGUCCCCUGUGGGGUUUUUGAGACACAAUAUGCUGAAUAGAGAAAUCUCACCUCAGAUGCACUGUCUGCUCCCGAGUGUGGAUGUUGCCAAUCCCAUCCGCCCAGGCUAAGUGACAACACACCCUCUAGCUAGCCCUACACCUCGCUCUCAGCCAGGCCUUCAGUCGCCCUCCUGGGUUUCUAUCAAUUUUACUCUCUUGCUGCAACUGAGCCAGCGAUUUAACCCUCCUUCUGAAAUGCUGAUAACUCUGUUCUUGUC
This is a messenger RNA of Mauremys mutica (yellowpond turtle), 1623 nucleotides long. RefSeq names its product interferon alpha-inducible protein 27-like protein 2B. Gene Ontology annotation, biological process: apoptotic signaling pathway. Bases 257 to 811 code for a protein of 184 amino acids. The transcript has 7 exons. Gene Ontology annotation, cellular component: mitochondrion; membrane. The record is from RefSeq and is a predicted model, not a curated record. NCBI's taxonomy places the organism in Eukaryota, Metazoa, Chordata, Testudines, Geoemydidae.